Messenger RNA from Astyanax mexicanus (Mexican tetra), 2476 nucleotides. It is a transcript of the gene mmadhcb, whose product is annotated as metabolism of cobalamin associated Db. Gene Ontology annotation, cellular component: mitochondrion. Lineage: Eukaryota; Metazoa; Chordata; Actinopteri; Characiformes; Acestrorhamphidae. The record is from RefSeq and is a predicted model, not a curated record. The transcript is spliced from 9 exons. Gene Ontology annotation, biological process: cobalamin metabolic process. Bases 195 to 1172 code for a protein of 325 amino acids.
GUUUGUCCAGUCGCGGCUUCCGUCGUCCCAUUGACAGAAGGUUACAGCAGACCUGAGCACUAGUGGAGUUUAUAGAGCGGAUUAACAGAGAGAUCUCGGGUCCAGGUGAGACUAGAGCUGAUCUACAGGUAGAGGAGCCGCGCGGGGGAGUGUAGAGAGCAGUACUGCAGGCCUUGAGUUUGACCCCUGGCCCUAUGUUUUCCUGCUCUAACACACCUGAUUCAACCCCUCCGAACUCCAGCCCCUAUGUUUGCCCUGCUGUGGAGUGUAAACCGAAGAAGCCCAACAGGAUGACCAGUGUGCUCUGUAGCAGAGCCAGGCUGGUGACGUAUCUGCCAGGGCUUCAUGUUCUCGUGCGACGGGUCACAGCAGCUCGAACUUUCUCUGGAACAUCUGGCUCUGAUGAGCCUCAUGUGAGCUUCACACCCCCAGAUAUGGGGCCCCAAACAGUGUGGCCAGAUGACACCAUGGGCCCUUUUGGACCUCAGGACAAGCGCUUUCAGCUGCCUGGGAACGUAGGCUUUUCCUGCCAUCUAGAGGGCGUAGCUCAACAGAAGAGCGCUCCUACCCACAAGACCGUUCCAGACGUCCUGACGGCCCCAUCUAGCAGUGAGAGGCACGAGUUCAUCCUGGCUCAGUUCGUCACAGAUUUCCAUGAAAAAGAUGAAGCUUCGUCGAGUGUCAGCAGUCCAGAUCACUAUUUUGAUCAUUCUAAAGUGGAAUGUGCGAUACAGUCCUGCCCAGAACUGCUAAAGAAAGACUUUGAGUCGAUGUUUCCUGAAGCCCCCUCCAAUGGCAUGAUGGUGGUCACUGUGACUCAGAAGACAAAAAAUGAUAUGACUGCUUGGUCAGAGGAGGUGGAUCAGGAGAGGGAGGAGCUUCUAGAAAAAUUCAUUUCAGGGGCGAAGGAAAUCUGCCUGGCCCUCCGGACAGAGGGGUUUUGGGCCGACUUUAUAGAUCCGUCAUCUGGACUAGCUUUCUUCGGGUCCUACACAAACAACACACUGUUUGAAACAGAUGAGCGAUACCGCAACCUAGGUUUUCAAAUCGAGGACCUCGGCUGCUGCAAAGUGAUCCGUCACACCCUGUGGGGGACGCACGUGUUUGUGGGAACAGUCUUCACCAACGCACCAACCACCAGCCUUAUAAUGAAAAAGCUCCAAGGGGAUUAAUUUAUCAUAUGCUGGACAAGAACAAGAUAUAUUCAAACACUUUCGUUUUUUUUUCUUCUUCAAGAUCAAGACAGUUUUCCCAGUCUCUGUACUUGCUUGCUUGAAGUGCACUCGACCAACUAACAGCACCAAACGCACUUGGAGUGCACAAGUAUAGAGACUGGGACAAAUAGCCUGAGAUUUGAUUUCAUCUCUAAUUCAGGUUUGUUGGAAAUUAUUAUGGGGCAACGAAGGCGACGUUCACACAGCAGGUAAUAGUGGCACAAAUCUGAUUUUUGCAAAAAAUACUUUUAUUUUAGGCUGUUCACACAUCUUUUUAACAUUACCCACAUCUGAACAGUUCAGGCUUCUAAACUAAAGCUUUUGUGCGAAAUAAGCCAUGCUUCACGUGAAGUUUCGGAUUCAUUUUCUGUUAAGCAGGUGCGACUGCAGCUAGGCUUAUCAUUAAGAUUUCUUUCCAGCUCACUUUAUAAACUUUUUUUCAGCCACAUCCACUUCAUUGCUUUGUGUAAUUGUGUAAUUGGUUUCUUUAUACUUCUUCCUUUUUUUUUUUUUUUCUAUUGAUGCUAUAGCAUCGCCCUCCUGUGAAAAAUUGAAGGAUAUUUCUGGGAUCUGUUACCUGUUUUGAGAGAGAUUUCCUGCCAUUGAAAUCCUUACUCACUGCUGUUUUCCAUUUUUCCAUUUUCCUUACAAUAUUUUUCCCCCUUCUCCGUGAUCUAAAAGUCAAAUGAAUUCCAAUCUAACUGUUCAAACUGAGUGCAGAUUGGAUUUUGGCCAAUUUACCUGCUGUGUAUAAACCUAACCUUAGUUUUAAGUCAUCCCGUGGCUGAGACCUUGGAAAGAUGUAUUUAUUUUUGUGAAUGAUGGGAAGGUCAUCAUUAAAAGAAGAAAUCAGUGUGAUUUGAAUGGUAUUUUCUGUAUUGGAAAAUAUGUAAAACUCUAAAACAGAUAUUCUGUUGUUGCCUUUCCUUAAAAUGCCUUUCCUUUCCAACCUCACAGAGUUUAAUUACCAGUGUAGUGCUGGUGGUAGAGUAUUUUUCAAUGAACUGUAGUAGUGUAGUCAUUAUUGAUGGGUUAUUGAGUAUUGAUUAGAUCUCAGUAUAAUAGAUCAGUCAGUUAGUCUGUUGAAUACAGAAAGCGAGUGAGUACAAAAAGACUGUGUUCUUGUUACUUGGUGAGAAUAAAUAGCUGUGGGUAAAAUGUGAAAUAAUUAAAUUGACCAUUGGUGGAACAACUAUUUACCUCCUCUCUCAAAUAAUUGUAUAUAUUUAUUGAUAUGUAUAAAAUAAAGUAUGUAUCUAAGA